CCGGCCUUGGUCCGAUUUCCCUAAUACGGCGUCGUUUUACUGUGCGACUCUUGUCUCGUCCCUUCUCUCGUCGGUUACUAAAAACACAAAUUAUCUCACUUUCUUCUUCGUGUUCUUCACACUGAGUUGACUGAGUCUGCAUAACUCGCUCUCAGCUACUGAUCACAUUCUCUGCAUUUCUCCUUCGAUCACUCUCUCUCUUCAUCUGACUAAAGCUGACAGGGAUGUCAGAAAAUGCUCUUAGGGAUCUCAAUACAAUUGGAACUGAAAGGAAGAGUGAGGGCUCCAGUAAGGCAUGUUUAACCAAGCCUUCUGUUGAUAAUGCUGCUGAAAAUAUUGAAGAACGGCAAAAGAAAAAGAAUUGUUCCCCCUUGGUUUGUCCAGCUAUUAAUGGAAAUCAGACUGUGACUGCUACUUCUGGUGUAGAGAUUGGAAAUGCAGAAGUAGAAUACAUUGAAUCUGAGAACUUGAAUGAUCUAGAAGAUAUUGAUGCUUGUCUCAAGACCCUCUUAGCUGGACUUGACUCAAAGGACUGGAUCCUGGUUUGUGAUGCACUAAAUAAUGUACGCCGGAUAUCUAUAUUUCAUAAGGAAGCAAUGCUCGAUAUGCUGGGGGAUGUCAUUACUUUUAUUGCAAAGUCCCUGAAAAGUCCUAGAAGUGCUGUUUGCAAAACUGCCAUUAUGACAUCUGCUGACAUUUUCAGCGCAUAUAAUGACCUCAUAGUAGAUUCACUGGACCCUCUGCUAGUACAGCUUCUCCUCAAGUCUUCACAGGACAAACGCUUUGUAUGUGAGGCAGCUGAAAGAGCCUUGAUAUCAAUGACUACUUGGAUUUCCCCUAUUUCUUUAUUGCCAAAAUUGCAACCAUACCUUAAGAACAAGAAUCCUCGCAUCCGGGCAAAGGCAUCAAUGUGCUUUUCUCGAAGUGUUCCACAACUGGGCGUAGAAGGAAUAAAGACAUAUGGAAUUGACAAAUUAAUCCAAGUGGCUGCAUCACAGUUGAGUGACCAACUCCCUGAGUCCAGGGAAGCAGCCCGAGCUCUACUUCUUGAGCUUCAAAAUGUGUAUGAGAAAUUUCACGAUCCCAUGCCAGCUACUGUCACGGAGCAUCCUGAGAUGGGAUCUUGGGAAAGCUUCUGUCAGUCAAAACUUUCUCCUUUAAGUGCUCAAGCUGUACUUCGUGUGACCAAUAUCGCUCGAGAGGGUCUUGUUUCAUGACACACGCAUGAACGUCAGUUAGCGAACUCCAUGAUUUCCUGGUUUGCUUGUCAUUUUAUUGUGUAAAUAUAAUGCUUCAAUUGAGAUGAUUUGUUGUCGAAGCGCGUAUUGAGCCGAAGAUUUAUCAUGUAUUUUUUUCCCUAGCUGGUGGUUACUUGCUACCUUUGAUUAAUAUUUGAUAGAUAUAUAAAUUACGUUAAUUUCAUUG
Molecule: messenger RNA, 1425 nt
Organism: Abrus precatorius (Indian licorice)
Lineage: Eukaryota; Viridiplantae; Streptophyta; Magnoliopsida; Fabales; Fabaceae
Exons: 6
Coding region: 225-1217 (330 amino acids)
Biological process (GO): microtubule cytoskeleton organization
Cellular component (GO): cytoplasmic microtubule
Molecular function (GO): microtubule binding
Source: RefSeq, a predicted model, not a curated record